AUGCAGUUGGGAGCGACGUCUGUACGGGAAUCGGCUACUACAGAAGCUGGUAGAACCAUAAGUCUAGAUGGCAGUCCAUUAAAAUUGUUGCAAGUGGACCGUAGUGACGUCAGGGUAAUGUCAGUUAGCAGUAGGGAAGAGCUCUCAAAUCUCAUAUCGGGUUCGUCGCCAACAAAACAAGGAGGGGUAGAGGAGGAAGGAGCAAAUGUUGGGUUUGG
Messenger RNA from Amoebophrya sp. A25, 218 nucleotides. The record is from the annotation of a GenBank genome assembly. NCBI's taxonomy places the organism in Eukaryota, Dinophyceae, Syndiniales, Amoebophryaceae.